GGCGAUGGAGAAAUAUUUGAAAAUUACUACAGAAAACAAAGAAGGAAACAAGCAAGAUUAGUUCUGCAGCCGCAGUCAAGCAUGCAUGAAACAGUAGAAGGCUAUAGAAGAUACUUCAGUCAAAUUGUAGGUUUCUUUGUAGUAGAGGACCACAUUUUACAUGUAACCCAAGGAUUGGUAACUAGAACGUAUACUGAUGAACUCUGGAACAUGGCCCUUUCCAAGAUCAUUGCUGUUCUUAGAACACAUUCAUCGUAUUGCAGUGAUCCUGACCUUGUUCUGGAACUGAAGAAUCUGAUUGUAGUAUUUGCUGAUACUUUGCAGGGCUAUGGUUUUCCUGUGAACCGACUAUUUGAUCUUUUAUUUGAGAUAAGAGACCAGUACAACGAAACACUUCUUAAAAAGUGGUCUGGACUCUUCAGGGAUAUUUUUGAAGCGGACAACUACAGCCCUAUUCCUGUAGCAAAUGAAGAGGAGUACAAAAUAGUUAUAAGCAAAUUUCCUUUUCAAGAUCCAGAAAUUGAUAAGCAAUCCUUUCCAAAGAAGCUUCCAAUGUCUCAGUCAGUGCCUCAGAUUUAUAUCCAGGUUAAGGAAUUUAUUUAUGCAAGCCUUAAGUUUUCAGAGUCACUUCACCGCAGCUCAACAGAAGUAGAUGAUAUGCUCAGAAAAUCUACAAAUUUGCUGCUUACAAGAACUCUAAGUAGCUGUUUACAGAACCUAAUUAAAAAACCUCAUAUAGGUUUAACAGAGCUUGUUCAGAUCAUUAUAAACACAACACACCUGGAACAAGCCUGUAAAUACCUUGAGGAUUUUAUAUCUAACAUUACUAAUAUUUCACAAGUGACUGUUCACACUGCAAGACUUUAUGGACUUUCUACAUUUAAGGAUGCAAGGCAUGCUGCAGAAGGAGAAAUAUACACAAAACUUAACCAAAAAAUAGAUGAAUUUAUUCAGAUUGCUGACUAUGAUUGGACGAUGUCUGAGUCGGAUGGAAGAGCCAGUGGAUACUUAAUGGACCUUAUUAACUUCUUGAGAAGCACGUUUCAAGUUUUUACUCAUUUACCUAAUAACAACAAUGACCAUGCAGCUAUGUCGGGAAAAGUGGCCCAGACAGCUUGCAUGUCAGCCUGCCAGCAUCUUUCAACAUCCCUAAUGCAGAUGCUACUGGACAGUGAAUUAAAACAAAUAAGCAUGGGAGCAAUUCAGCAGUUCAAUUUAGAUGUGAUACAGUGUGAAUUGUUUGCUAGUUCUGAGCCUGUGCCAGGAUUCCAGGGAGACACCCUGCAGUUAGCUUUCAUCGACCUCAGACAA
Molecule: messenger RNA, 1311 nt
Organism: Phaethon lepturus (White-tailed tropicbird)
Lineage: Eukaryota; Metazoa; Chordata; Aves; Phaethontiformes; Phaethontidae
Product: exocyst complex component 6
Exons: 13
Biological process (GO): intracellular protein transport; exocytosis; Golgi to plasma membrane transport
Cellular component (GO): membrane; exocyst
Source: RefSeq, a predicted model, not a curated record